AUGAUUGAAAUAUCUGAUAAUCUGUUGAUGAAUAGUAUUUAUCUGAGUGAAAAUUUAAACACUGAAGAAAUAUCAGCUGCAUAAUACAUCGAAAAAAUAAGAAGAACAUGUAUAUCUCAUUUAAUAAUCAUUUUUAUAAAAUUGUCUAAAUUAUUAUAGUCAUUAAAUCUUGCUUAAAAAACUCCAAAUUGA
Messenger RNA from Paramecium tetraurelia, 192 nucleotides. RefSeq lists its product as uncharacterized. The record is from RefSeq and is a predicted model, not a curated record. The transcript is spliced from 2 exons. NCBI's taxonomy places the organism in Eukaryota, Ciliophora, Oligohymenophorea, Peniculida, Parameciidae.